Molecule: messenger RNA, 3748 nt
Organism: Linum trigynum
Lineage: Eukaryota; Viridiplantae; Streptophyta; Magnoliopsida; Malpighiales; Linaceae
Source: the annotation of a GenBank genome assembly
CGAAUGGAUUGGGUCAAUAUUUGACCCGAAAUAAGUCAACCAAACAUGACCCGACCCGUAAUCAAAGUUCCCAACCCGACCCGAUUGCCAGGUCUAUGAAUAAUCGUGGAAUAUUAUAUUCACAAAUACUGAUGAAAAUUGAAUUUGGAAUAAUAUAAAGUCCGAGCUAACAAAUUCAUUUGUCAAAAUACAAAAGGAAUCACACAAACUUCAUGGCGAACUACGUAACGUACUACUAACAUAAAUUACGCUCGGUACUUUUUUUUUCUAUAUAUCAUCCUUUCCUAGGAGUCUUGAGUUUUAAGAGGAGCAACUAAUUACGUUCGGCAGUACUUGUCAUCUCAUCACUCAUCAGUACGCCCAAAUCGAAUCUUAGCCAGCAGGUUUUAUCCAUAAGUCCAAAAAAUUAAGAAACCACACUAAUUAACCACUAUAAAAAAGCUUCUACCCAACCCCACUAAUGUAGCAAAUCAAACAACGUACGUCACACACAAAAAAAAAAAAAAAAAUCAGCUAGCAGCAAGGUCGACCUAACGAUUAUCGAUCGAUGAAACGUGCUGCAUCCCAAGUGACAGUACUGAUCAUUAUUGUUCUUAUGUCGCCGCCGCCGGCCGUCGCGGCCGUCGAAUCGGACGACCAUACGUGCGCAUGCCAACCUAUGACGACGGGCUGUGCGCAGUGUGGUGCAGGACGAUGUUGCAGUGACUUUGGCUACUGUGGGAGCGCGGUCGGUUACUGCACGCCUUGUAAUUGUGCAAAUGAUGACGGAACAACUCACGUUUGCAACCCUUGUUAUUGCCUGGGCGGUUGUCCUGAGCCUGAGCCUGAGCCUGAGCCGCCUGAGCCUGAUCAUGAUCGUGACGACGAAAAAAUGUUGCUAAUCGACGCCACCUACGACCCAAACCUGGACAAUAAGGCUUCAUCGUCCGACGUGGUCGCAGGCCGGCGGCACAGUGUUUAUGAUGAUCAUCAGUAUGGCUAUGCUGCAGUACGUGGACCGCCGCCGUCGAAUGUUUCAACCCAUAAUAAUAUUGUUGCCGGUCAAUGCCUGCUGGUAAAGUAACGUUAAUCGUUCGUUCUGCUAAGGUUUUUAGAUUUUGUCAUUUUGAUGCACUCAUCGUACAUUGCGUGCCGCCUUAUGGUUUUAUGUGUGGUUGUACGUAUGUAGGUGACUAAUUCCGCAAAUGGGAAACAAGCAAUGGUGAGGAUUAUUAGAAGUACAACGUACUGCAAGGGCACAGGUGGUAAUUUGGCUUUGGAUUACCAUGUUUUUCGACAGCUCGAUGCGGGCGGCGAUGGCAAUCCACGAGGUCGUCGACUUCGAAUCAGUUACAGUUACGUAAAAUGUAUCGAUGAUUAGUAUGUGAUCAAAUGCUUUUAUGAUCAACCUAUUCUCAAAAGUUUAGAUGAUUCUGUCAUCGAUGAUCUAAACAACCGGUAACCUUUACAAUAUUGCUCAUUUCUCUUGUGAACUUUCCAGAAUAAUAUGAAAGCAACCAUAAAUAAGAUGGGACUUAAUUAGCCAUAUGGGGACUACUUGAUUACUUUUUACAUUUUUGUUUCAGUUUGGCAUACAAAUAAUUAGUCCAUGACCUAUAUUCUCGUCCAUUCGGCAUUACUUUUUAUAAGAGUGAUAUAAGUUUUUUUAUAAUUAAGAUAUUAAUUAUGAGAUUCGAAUCUCGAAUAUCCAGGUUAUAGGCUAGUGGUAUUACUACUAGGCCUCUUCAUUAUUAUUUGGAUGUCCUCUUUUUCCUCAAUUUUUAAAUUGGUAAAUAAGAUUGAACAAGGGAUAUUUUUGGACGAAAAAUAUAAAAACAUGAGAUAGGGCCGACUAUUGGAAUGUGCAGGGAGGUCCCGAGUCUCGAGCCUCUACCAUGUAUAUAGCUAAUUAUUAUUAGAGUAAAUACAAUUUAUUAAUAAAAUCUUUCAAAAUUUUUAUUUCGAAAUUCAAAUAAUUAGUCGAAUAUUUUAUAAAGCAUAAAAAUAAGGACUUUGCUUCGGUGACUUGACUUGGACAAAAUGGUUGACCUGUUUAUUGAUGAGGUCGACCUAUUUGGACAAAACGAUCGACCUCUUCACUGAUAUGGUCGACCUAUUUGGAAAAAUGGUCGCUCUCAUUGUUGGAAUGGUCGAAUAGAUGUACUAUUUUUCAUUUUGGUAUGGUCAACAAACGAUCAACCUCUUCCACUAAAAGGCACUAUACAAAAAAAUGGUCUAUCAAUUCCAUCAAGUGGUCUAUCUUUUUUCCCAAGCGGUCCACCUCUUUCAAUAAUUUAUCCACCCGAUGAACCAUUCCUAGUGAUAUCAUCAUAAAUAAUUAGAGUCCAACAACAAUGAUAUGCUUGCUAGUAAGAGAUUUAAAAUUAGUACAAAGACUGCAAGCAUAGGUGACAAGUUUCUUGACUGAUUGUUCUCCUGUAGAUUUGAAUAAUGUUCCGCAUAUUUAUUUCUUACUUUCAAACUGCCAUGGAGACUGACGAAAGGUGGGAUAUGUGACUUACUUUAUAGAGAUUUUCAUCUUUCCUUCAAAUUCCAAGUUUUCUUGUUUCUAUCCUAUAGUUGUCUUGUGAUAGAUCAACUUUAAUUAAUUUGUUGCUAUUAUUGUAUGAAGAUGCUCAAAAAGUAGAGUAUAUUCGUUAUACAAUUGUGCCAUCUUCAACGUCAAUAAAUCAUUAAAUCUCAUAUCAUCGCUUUUGUGUAUUUUUAUUCCAGAAGAGUUAAAAGAGGGUGUUUCUUUUUGUCUUAGCCUAUAAUCUGCGUAGGGAUUUGGUUGCCCACAAUUGAUAGGAUGUUGCGCGACUACAAAAAUAAUUUUAUAUUGUUGGUCUUCUAUUGUCCAUUAUUUUUCUAAUGUAAGUAUAAGGUAACUGUGUUAUCUGGUCGACUGUUCGCCGAAAGUGGAGAUCAUUUGCCGAAAGAGAUAAGCAAACCAUUUUGCCGAAUCAGUAGGCUUUUUGGCGGAAGCGAUCCACCUCCUCCAACAAGAAGUUGUAAGUUGAAGGUAAGUGUGUCACAGGUCGACCCAUUGCCAGAAGCGGUAGACCGGCUGCCUCGAGUGGGGGAUGAGUUCAGGUCCUUAAGUCUAUUCCACUGCGUAGAGAUCAAAUAGAGGAAUUCAGUUUUUCUUUUCAGCAAUAACAUGAUAAGAGCAUCCCUUUCAUAAAAACCUACAGAUCCCUCCACUGCCACUUCAGCACCUUUUGAUCUUCUCAAAGAUCAUUACGAGCCCUCUCCUAGAAUGUUUUUGUAGAUUUAGAAAAUUCCAUGGUGGAUCAGGACGAUCCAAGAAAGCUUCUCCUCUUAAACAGCAAUGGUGUGUGACACUCUGUUUUAAGGGUAAAGGUGGGCCGAGACUGUAGACGACGACGCUGAGGCUGAACUUCUCUUUCCUUUCAAGGUCCCAGCUCGGAUUGGAGAUUCCAACUAUGUAGUAAAUAGCUUGCCUGAGGCGGCGCCGGGGUCCUAUCGAUCUCACCCUUCCCUUGGGACUGACUGAUGGACCGAAUGGCACUGACUAAUGCCUUAGACUAAUAGGGGACAGAAACUAAGGGCUCUGGUCAGGCUGUUACUGUGGAUUCUUACUCGCUCUGAUCCAGCUACCCCUCAUGCUUCGCCAGUGCGGAAUUAUAGAGAUAAAGAUUUUUUCAGUUCUAAAGUGUAAAUCAAGAGGCUAAACCCGAUCUAUCUUUCCGGCUUAGCCAAACUCCUCACCUGGGGUUACUGAAGGUAUUAAAGUAUUUUAAAACUA